Messenger RNA from Mangifera indica (mango), 435 nucleotides. RefSeq names its product putative hydrolase C777.06c. The transcript is spliced from 5 exons. NCBI's taxonomy places the organism in Eukaryota, Viridiplantae, Streptophyta, Magnoliopsida, Sapindales, Anacardiaceae. The record is from RefSeq and is a predicted model, not a curated record. The coding region runs from base 1 to 435 and encodes 144 amino acids.
AUGACAAGGAUUCUUUUGACUCAUGAACAUGCUGAUGCGGUUUUGGGUUUAGAUGACAUUCGUGCUCUGCAGCCAUAUAGUGCCACGAAUGAUAUUGACCUCUCGGUGAAAUUUCCAUAUUUGGUUUGGAAGAAACUGAAAGAAGGCCAAGAAAUUAGAAGGGUGGCACAAGUUGAAUGGAAGUUAAUUCAGGAGCAAUGCGACAAGCCUUUUGCUGCUUCUGGCCUAAAGUUCUUUCCCCUUCCAGUGAUGCACGGAGAAGAUUAUGUCUCCUCGGGCUUUCUCUUUGGUGAAAAAUGUGAAGUUGCAUAUAUAUCUGAUGUUUCACGCUUUCAUUCAACCACGGAGUAUGUUGUUCAUGUGGAUUGUGAGGCUCAUGCCUGUGGUAGUACAAUGGACACAGUGAUGGAGCCACUUAAGUUUUUUGUGUGUUAA